Messenger RNA from Necator americanus (New World hookworm), 1200 nucleotides. RefSeq lists its product as uncharacterized. The record is from RefSeq and is a predicted model, not a curated record. Gene Ontology annotation, molecular function: protein tyrosine/threonine phosphatase activity; MAP kinase tyrosine/serine/threonine phosphatase activity; MAP kinase tyrosine phosphatase activity. The transcript is spliced from 9 exons. Gene Ontology annotation, cellular component: cytosol; cytoplasm. Lineage: Eukaryota; Metazoa; Nematoda; Chromadorea; Rhabditida; Ancylostomatidae. Gene Ontology annotation, biological process: protein dephosphorylation; negative regulation of MAPK cascade. Bases 1 to 1200 code for a protein of 399 amino acids.
AUGAAAAGCUACAGAAGUGCUGCCGGAUCGAGACCGUCAGCUCACGACAGUACGGUGACGGUGGUCGACUUCGAUGGUGGAACAAGAGCAGAAACUGCAAAUGUUAACACACAUGGAGGUAUGGUUAGUACUCCACUUCCAUCCACCUCAUUUCAUCGAGAAAAAUGUAUAACCGGAAAAGAGCUUAACCACAUUAUGGAAACUGAACCGCAUUCGUUGUGUAUUUUAGAUUGCCGGAUAGGUGGUCCCACCUUAAAGGAUGCAAGCAGAGUGCGGCUUCCAAAUGUUUUAUUUCGACGUUUGGUUAAUUGUUCGCUGUCAUUGUCAACUAUAUCACCUCGUCUGAACGAUCCAGAUGUAAAAGUGGUUGUAAUUACUGAAUGUGGAUCUGACUGCACAACAUCUGAUGCACUAAUAAAUGCUCUGCAGAAAGCAAACGUGCACUACCAAAUUUUAACAGAUCCUGUUGAAGAUGUGCUUACAGCUUUUCCAUUAUUGUGUGUGGAUGAAGAGCGGCAAGCUUCUCGAUCAUCUGGCGACGUAGUGUGCCUCAAUCUAAAUGCCUUGCGGAUUGAACCCAGUGUUCCUCCGUCGACUGACAAACGUCAAGCUUUUCCUGUUAAAAUCCUACCUCACCUUUUCCUGGGCAAUUAUGAGACCGCAAGCGACGAGCAAGCUUUGAAACGUAUUGGCGUGCACUACAUUAUCAAUGUUACUUCGAACCUCCCGAACCCUUUUGAAGAUAAUCCAUCAUUUCAUUAUCUUCGGAUUUCUGUUGACGACAACAGCUCACAUAAUCUCACUCAGUACUUCUCAGAGGCGAUUGCCUUUAUAGAUGCUGCAGCACGUGCUGGUGAUGCGUGUCUAGUCCACUGUUUAGCGGGGAUUUCCCGUAGCGUAACUGUGUGCCUUGCCUAUCUCAUGACCAAGAACAAGUGGAGUCUGGAAGACGCAUACGACUUGGUACUACGCAGAAAUGCUAGCAUAGCUCCAAACUUCCACUUCAUGGGACAGCUCACCGAGUACGAGCGGCAUUUAGGAGUGCGUGGUACCAAUGUUGGGAAGUAUCCAUCAGUACCUCCUCUUUCGCCGUCCUGCUCCGCUCAGGCUGCAGUCGCAUCUGGACUGCUUACUCCUCCACCUACAAGUUGCUCGACUUCUCCGCAAAGUUCUGCGCAUUCAGUAAAGAGUUUCGACUAA